AUGACGACGAAGCGUAGUAAUGAGGAGGUUGUGAGAAACCUUCAGAAGAAAAUUGAAAUCCAGAAACAGAAAAUUACUGAUGUGGAGCAUAAAAAUACAGAGAAAGCUGAUUGUAUGAGCAAACUCAACGAAUCCGUCAACGUGGUUAUGGAAAUAAUGAAGAAGAAAAAUAAGCUGCAUGAGGAAUGUCAGAAAGAAUUACAACAAAUUAAGGUCAUGAACUCUAUUAUGGGAUAUGACAUGGAAUGUUUAAAGAAAGAGCACAGGAAGAUCACCAAGGAAUUGGAGGAGAGUAAGGCUCUAAAUGAUCUGCAGCAGAAGAACUUUGCCGAGGAGAUUCAACAGAAAGUAAUGCAAAUUAGCUCUCUUCAGAUGGGUGCUCUGAAACAUCAGAAUGAUGAUAAAAAUGUUUCAAAAUUGACUGAAGAUUUUAGGACGGUGGAUGCUUUACCUAUGAAUAUAUGGGAAAAGGAAGGGUCCCUUCAAGAGUUGGAAGAUUUUAACCUAUCACUAAUCAUUAAAGAACGUGCGAACAAUGAUGAGCUUCAGAAUGCUCGAAAAAAAUUGAUUCAGUUACUUUCCAUUCUCUUGCAGGGCAUUGCAGAGACAUCAAGCUCUCGUGCCAAAAUUGGUAUAAAGAGAAUGGGGGAAGUAGACAUUAAGCCUUUUCUUGAAGCUUUGAGAUCGAUGAAAAGAUAUUAUAAGGAUGAAGCCGCGGAGUUGUGUUCAUUAUGGCAAAAGAAUGUGGAGGACCCCCGUUGGUAUCCAUUCAAAAUAAUCACACUUGAUGGCAAAUUCCACGAAAUAAUAGAUGAUAAAGAUGAAAAGCUGAGAACACUGAAAAUAACGUGGGGUGAUGGAGUGUAUGAUGCAGUGGUGACAGCUUUGAAAGAGAUGAAUGAAUGUAAUCCAAGUGGGAGGUAUGUAAUAUCUGAACUGUGGAACCAAAAGAAAAGAGAGAGAGCAACCUUGGAAGACGGAAUCGAAUUUCUAUUGAGCCAAAGGAAAACCAGAAAAAGGAAAAUAGAUCAUGCAUGGAGUAAGGAUGAUAGUUUGUAUGAUAGUUUGUUUGGCUAG
Messenger RNA from Abrus precatorius (Indian licorice), 1077 nucleotides. RefSeq names its product protein INVOLVED IN DE NOVO 2-like. The coding region runs from base 1 to 1077 and encodes 358 amino acids. The record is from RefSeq and is a predicted model, not a curated record. Gene Ontology annotation, biological process: gene silencing by siRNA-directed DNA methylation. The transcript is spliced from 6 exons. Lineage: Eukaryota; Viridiplantae; Streptophyta; Magnoliopsida; Fabales; Fabaceae.